AUGUCCACCAACCCUAUUGUUCUUGCCCGUGGACACACAGAAGCAGUCACAUCUUUGUCACUUUCUGAUCAUCUGCUGGCAUCUGGAAGUGUGGAUGGCAAUACUUAUUUCUGGUCGCUUGAUCAAAGUCCUUAUCCUGUUCUCCAGGCUCCGAGAUAUGGUCACUGUUCUAGUCUUAAAUUUAGUGUUAAACAACCGAAUAUGCUGUACGGCGCAUACUGUCAAGAAAUUGUUUCCUGGGAUAUUCGCAACAUAACACAGCCAUCUGGUGUUUGGAAAGUUAAUGAAGAAAAAGUGAAUUCCAUUGAUGUAUCGGAGAUUGGUGAUCGUCUGGCAUCGGCAGAUGGUACUGGUGCUGUACAGAUUAUUGACUUGAGUAAUGGUACCCUUGUGCGAACUCUUAGGAAGCACGAUAGAAGCGUGUCUUCAGCUAAGUUUCGCCCCGGCCGUCCUUGGCAGCUGGUGAGCGGUGGUGUCGACUGUAAAGUUGUCGUUUCCGACUGGAAAGGAAGCGGUCUAGCGGUAAAUAUAUUUGAGUUGGAUGAAAUGGUGGAUUACUCUGUGUCCGACUUAAACAAUGUGGCGGCUGACGAUAGUUAUGUAGACAGUAUAGAUGAUGAAUCCUUGAAUCCAUUAUCCGGUCUCGAUUUUGUCUCCACCAUGUACUAUGACGGGGGUUAUACCAGAACUGAUGACCGCACUCGAGAUCGGUUCGCCGAGCAAAUUGCACGACUCUUUCUUUUGCCCACACCAGUAUCAUCAAGUAAUCCCCGGCCUUCUAGCAUACCGUUAAGUACUCGUUCAGUUAUGUCAAUCGCAUGUUCGCAAUCUGGUAACAUCGUCGCUGCCGGACUUGAGAGCAGCACCAUUGAAUUAUUUGCCGGGCCUGGCAAGUAUCUACACCAUUAUGAAUCAUUAUAUGGUCACCAGGGUGGAGUGUCAACCAUCCAUUUUAUAAGUGAUACAUUACUAAUCAGCGGUGGUAAAGACGAGAGUAUCUAUGUAUGGAAUCUUGAGUCGGAUGCUUAUGGUCAAGGUACAUAUCACGGUGAAGAAGUGAACGCCUUUGAGGGUAAACAGCUGGAACGUGUUAUCGUUGCGGAUUCCUCACCUGUAAUUAGAGUACUGGAUUUGUCUGUCGAAUGA
Messenger RNA from Trichobilharzia szidati, 1146 nucleotides. Lineage: Eukaryota; Metazoa; Platyhelminthes; Trematoda; Strigeidida; Schistosomatidae. The record is from the annotation of a GenBank genome assembly.